AUGGGUACCUUCAAGAAGGAAGCCACUCGUAAAGAGCGGCAGGGGAAGACUGGAGAUGGCAUGGGGAACGUCCGGGUAAAGGGUGAAAACUUUUACAGAGAUGCGAAGAAGUUGAGGACCUUGAAUAUGCUCAAGGAUGGUAAACCCCAACGUAACGCUGAAGGAAAGAUCACCAAGGCUGCUUCGUACCAGUCUCGAGAUGCCCCCGUCGCUAGGAUUGAACCCAACCGUAAAUGGUUUGGAAACACCAGAGUGAUCUCGCAAGAGGCUCUGUCCUCUUUCCGUGAGGCGGUCGCUGAGCGUGCCUCUGAUCCGUAUUCCGUCUUGCUCAAGACCAACAAGCUUCCCAUGAGCCUGAUCAGAGAUGACAAGGGUGUGAAUGGACUGAAGCAGCACCAGGCCAAGAUGGCCAUCGAGACCAACCCCUUCAGUGACACCUUCGGGCCCAAGGCUCAGAGGAAACGUGUCAAGUUGGGUGUCUCGUCGCUUACGGAUCUGGCUGGUGAGACCGCCAAGAUGCACGACGCCUUUGUUGAGAAGUCGGACCAUGCUACUUAUGAAGAUGGUACUAUGGUGGUGAACGGUGAUGAUGUCGCAGUAGAGGAAGACUCUAGUGUCGCACCCAUCGCGAAGGAGGCUGUCUUCCUUAAGGGACAGAGUAAGCGUAUCUGGAACGAGCUCUACAAGGUCAUCGAUUCCUCCGAUGUUGUCAUCCAUCUCCUUGAUGCUCGUGAUCCGGAAGGUACACGGUGCAAGAGUAUUGAGAAGUACAUCCGAGAGGAGGCUCCUCACAAGCACUUGAUUUUCGUCCUGAACAAGUGCGAUCUCGUACCUACAGGUGUGGCGGCUGCUUGGGUUCGCCACCUUUCUAAGGAUUAUCCUACCUUGGCUUUCCAUGCUUCUAUCAACAACUCCUUCGGAAAGGGCUCGUUGAUCCAGCUACUGAGACAAUUUUCUUCUUUGCACUCGGACCGGAAGCAGAUCUCCGUGGGAUUCAUUGGAUACCCCAACACUGGAAAGUCUUCCGUCAUCAACACCUUGCGCAAGAAGAAGGUGUGCACUGUGGCUCCUAUUCCGGGUGAAACCAAGGUGUGGCAGUACGUUACCUUGAUGAAGAGGAUCUACCUCAUCGAUUGCCCUGGUGUUGUUCCUCCAAACCCGAAUGACUCUCCUGAGGAUAUUCUUCUCCGUGGUGUCGUCCGUGUGGAGAACGUAGAGAACCCUGAGCAGUACAUUCCAGCUAUUCUCAAGCGUGUUCAGCCCAAGCAUUUGGAGCGUACCUACGGUAUCAAGCGCACUGACGACCCCAUCGAGUUCCUCAGUCUCCUCGCCCGCAAGGGUGGUCGCCUCCUCCGUGGUGGAGAGCCUGAUCUCGACGGUGUUGCCAAGAUGGUCAUCAACGAUUUCCUCCGUGGAAAGAUCCCUUGGUUCACUGCUCCCCCUCACAACUCUGGCGAGGAGGGCGAGAAGAUCGAAGGUCGUGAAGGUCGCCUCGGUGAAAUGAGCCGCAAGCGGAAGCUUGAUGAGACAGCUCCUGAGGCUGCUGAUACCACAGAAGCGGCUGAGAAGCAAGAGUCUGGCUCGGGAGAUGAGUUCGAGGGCUUUGAUGAGGAAGAUGAUGAUAACGACUCGAUCGCCAAUCUCGAGGUUAGCGACGAGGAGAGCGGAGCAGAGGAAGAUUAA
Molecule: messenger RNA, 1683 nt
Organism: Aspergillus tubingensis
Lineage: Eukaryota; Fungi; Ascomycota; Eurotiomycetes; Eurotiales; Aspergillaceae
Product: putative GTPase NOG2
Exons: 3
Coding region: 1-1683 (560 amino acids)
Cellular component (GO): nucleolus
Molecular function (GO): GTP binding
Source: RefSeq, a predicted model, not a curated record